Manis javanica (Malayan pangolin) is the source of this 4810-nucleotide messenger RNA. It is a transcript of the gene ZNF24, whose product is annotated as zinc finger protein 24. The record is from RefSeq and is a predicted model, not a curated record. Lineage: Eukaryota; Metazoa; Chordata; Mammalia; Pholidota; Manidae. Gene Ontology annotation, cellular component: nucleus. Gene Ontology annotation, biological process: regulation of transcription by RNA polymerase II. Gene Ontology annotation, molecular function: RNA polymerase II cis-regulatory region sequence-specific DNA binding; DNA-binding transcription activator activity, RNA polymerase II-specific.
GCUGGGGGGCGGAGAGGGGUAGACGGAAAGCCAGAUGGGGCUUUCAGCUUCUUUGGGGUACUUUCCAUCCGUUGUGUAGUCCCCGACCCUCACGUUCCCCCUCUUCCUCCCCCUCCCCCAUCGGCCGGUUUUGUUCUGUUUCGAGGCCCUGGAGUCUCGCGGAGAGUUCUGGGACUCCAUUCGGGCGGAGGUCGGAGGGGGCGGGCCUUCCGUGGGGCCUGCCGGGGCUUGUAGUUUCGUUGGACGGGGGCGGAAGUGCCGUGCCUCGGAGGUUGUAGUAACAGGGUACCGUUUUGUUAUCUAAAAUCCACUGGGUCUAGUGCAGAGGAGAGGGGCUGGAGGACGACGGAGCGGGGCAGGGCGAGGUUCGCAGCGGCACUUUGCAGGAGUGAGGCGGGAAGAACACCUGGAGUACCUGUAAAGAAAAAAGGGUAUUUCCCCGAGGCCUAUAUCCUGCCUUGAUUGUCUUUUCUUGAAGACUUAUAAAUCAGGAUGUCUGCACAGUCAGUGGAAGAAGAUUCUAUACUUAUCAUCCCAACUCCAGAUGAAGAGGAAAAAAUUCUGAGAGUGAAGCUGGAGGAGGAUCCUGAUGUUGAAGAGGGAUCAAGUAUCCCCUGGAACCAUCUCCCUGACCCAGAAGUUUUCCGACAGCGAUUCAGGCAGUUUGGAUACCAGGAUUCACCUGGACCCCGUGAAGCUGUGAGCCAGCUUCGAGAACUUUGCCGUCUAUGGCUUAGGCCAGAAACACAUACAAAAGAGCAAAUCUUGGAGCUGGUUGUGCUGGAACAGUUUGUUGCCAUCCUACCAAAGGAGCUGCAGACUUGGGUUCGAGAGCAUCAUCCAGAAAAUGGAGAGGAGGCAGUGACAGUGCUGGAGGAUUUAGAGAGUGAACUAGAUGACCCUGGACAGCCGGUUUCUCUCCGUCGACGAAAACGAGAAGUGCUAGUAGAAGAGAUAGUAUCUCAAGAAGAAGCUCAGGGACUACCAAAUUCUGGGCUUGAUGCUGUGGAAAACCAGCUCAAGUGGGCAUCUUGGGAGCUUCAUUCCCUAAGGCACUGUGAUGAUGAUGCUAGAAUUGAAAAUGGAGCACUAGCGCCAAAGCAGGAGAUUCCCUCAGCAGCAGAAUCUCAAGAAGUUCCUGGCAGUCUCAAUAUAGGUGUUCCUCAAAUUUUUAAAUAUGGAGAAGCCUGUUUCCCCAAGGGCAGAUUUGAAAGAAAGAGAAACCCCUCUCGAAAGAAACAACAUAUAUGUGAUGAAUGUGGAAAACACUUCAGUCAGGGCUCAGCUCUUAUUCUUCAUCAAAGAAUCCACAGUGGGGAGAAACCCUAUGGAUGUGUUGAAUGUGGGAAAGCAUUCAGCAGAAGUUCUAUCCUUGUGCAACACCAGAGAGUCCAUACUGGAGAAAAACCUUACAAAUGUCUUGAAUGUGGAAAAGCCUUUAGCCAGAAUUCUGGGCUUAUUAAUCAUCAGAGAAUCCAUACUGGGGAGAAACCUUACGAAUGCGUUCAGUGUGGGAAAUCCUAUAGUCAAAGCUCAAAUCUUUUUAGACAUCAGCGAAGACACAAUGCAGAAAAACUUCUGAAUGUUGUGAAAGUUUAAGAAAUUAAAAAAAAAAAUGUCAGCACUCAGGUCUUUUUCUUCAGAAAUGAAGACAAAAACAUGAAAUGAUAAUAGUUCUAUUUCCUUCUAGUCUGUUAGAAAAUACACGGGAAAUGUAGAAAAUCUUCACCCACUAUUAUUUCAUCUUGAGAGAAAUGGUGUCAUACCUGCCCAGAAACUGAAAUUUUAAACUUAGUUCAGGUGUUAAUGCCUAAAUCUUACAUGUGAUGUUUAUAUUAUUAUUUUUCCAAAUAAUGAACUACCUGAUUCUUCAGCCCUUAAAAGUCUCCUUUGUAGACUGACAUAUUUCUGUGUUGAGCAUUAAAAUGUUAUUUUCAAGGUAUUCCUGUGUACAUUAAAAGGUAACAGGAAUUAAAAAUGUAAAAAAAAAAACCAUUUUUUCAAAAUUUAUCCUUGUUUUCUUUCACCUAAUUUGAAUAUGUAUUUCAGAAAAUGAAAGAUAGGAUGAUCAAAAGCCUCAGAGUAAAUGAGCCUUAAAACUCAGAUUAAGAAGUGGUAAUGAACAUCAAAAGUGAAUAGGGAAGAUAAAUACUCUGAUCCAAGAACUGAAGUAUAUCAAGAAUUUGUCUAAAUGUAAUUAUUUGCCUGAAGAAAAACUCAACAGCUUACCCUCUCUGUAAUUAGGCAUCCCACUAAUGAAAAUAGUGUUUUCCCAUUAUUAUUAGAAAGUGACAGAGUCUAGACAAUAAACAAUUAUAAACUAUAAAAGUAGAAAUUACAACUAGGGAGGAAUUUGUAGUGAAUGGCAGUGUUGAAGAGCAAUAUAGCAUAAUGGUCUCUUGGCUUUUAGAAAACAGACUUGAAAAUCUUAUUUUGCCUUCAUUUUUAUUAAGGACAGAAAAAAGUCUGACAAGUGGGCAACAAGUAUCAGGUUUGCUAUUUUAUUUGGUACAGAAGGGUUGAACAAGCAAACAAAGCAGCCAUGCAUUUAUAAUUAAAUAUUUUCUACCGACAAGGCCCUGUGCUAGGUACUGUAACCCUACCAUAAGUAGGUAGGUGUUUCUUUCACUGUAAAUCAUUGUGGGUUUGGUACAAAGCUGUUUAAUGAGUUAACUCUUAACUCUGUCAGAGUAGUCCUAGGGGAGGUCACCUCUGAGAUUUCCAGAGUCACAGUUCUCUUACCAGGGUGUUAUAUUGGGGGAAAGGAAGAUUCAGCUUAAAAGAGCUAGCCGGCUCUCCAACAGUCUAAAGAGGUGAGUAUAAGAUACUCUAUUAGUUUGGAGGUUUGUGGGUCUUUAAAAAAAACUAAUCAAUCUCUAGUAGCACUGAGGUUGUACUUAACAUGUUAAGUUGAAUUGUUCUAUUUAAAAAAUACCUAGGUUAUUAACAACUAGCUUACUCAGAAUUGAUUUUCAUUUUAAAAAUUUUAAGUCUUAACACAUUUUUUUAAGUGUAUUAAAGUAAUACAUUGUAGUAGUAGGAUUAUAUACUCCUUGGCUGAGGAAUCCCAAGUACUGUGGUUCUACUGUUGAAUAGUGGAAAACUCUGGAAGUUAAAAUACAGAAUAUGAGAAAAGGCAUUUUAUAGUGGGCAUAAUUCUGUGGAAAAUAACCCAUGUGAAUAAAAAUAUUUCAUAGUUCCAGAGAUUUUGGUUGCAUCUGGUGCUUGGAUCAGAUUAAAAAAAAGAAGGCGAGAUUUGCAUGAGCCUGUUAAAAAGCAUAGUAAUAAAUGCAAGGCCAGCUGGUGGAAAAGUGAGUCAGAAUGGAGCUUGUUUAUAGAUUUUUCUGAUAACGAUAAGAAAUGUGCUUUAUAGAUUAAGACUUAUUGAAGUAUAAAUAUGUAGUAAUGAUAUAAUGUAUUUUAAGUUAUACAGGAAAAUGUAGGGACUUUUGUUUGGGUCCAUUUCUCUUGUGGCUGAGAGGAAACAAGUCAAUGUCCAAUAAAGCUAUAAACUACUCCGCUCUAAGAUAAGAUGUUCCUGAGUUGGUUUAUUUAUUUACAACUGGCUCUUUACAUGUGGGCUUGAGGUGGCGUAUUUGGAAUACUGCUACUGGGAUGACAGUUCUUUUAUCAGAGUGUGUAAGAAGGGAGCAACCUCAAUGGCUAUAAUUUCACCCAUUUUUAGAUCUUACAUCUUCCUUGUAUACAAAGAAGCUUCCCUCUGGUACGUUUGUCAUAAAUGCCAAAGAUGUUUGGUAUAAAAGAGCUUAGAAAAAGUAUUUGAGUUGGCAAAUAUGAGCUUGUCUUGACAGCUCUGAUACCCCUUGUUUAGAAAGGAUUCCAAGGCUAAGGCAAGGCUCUCUGGAGAAAAUGGGCUGGACACAAAAAGCCUGGUCAAUGGUACAUAGGAAAAGGAAGUGGCGGUCUGUGUAUUCACUAUCUCUUAUUAGGUGAGUUAAACUCUCAGUAGACAAACUGACUUAAAAUAACUUCAGUGAUUUAUGAUUUCAUUCAUUCAUUUAUAUGCACAUAGCUAAUCAUAGCAAUUCUGGGGAGUGCCCAGCCUCUGAUGAUGUGGUGAUCUUGUAGUUGCAGUCGAUGAUAUCACGCAGACUGCUGAUAACCUGCCCAAUAGCCACUGAGCAUUUGCUCAUUAUUGCUAAAUUUUCUUCUGGUUUUCUUGGUAGUGAAGCUCCCCACAUUCACACCCAGUCUAUCACAUUAUAUAAGUGUUCUAUGUAUUGCAUUCCAGGCAUUGGCUUAGACAGUAUACCUAUCUCACUUAGAUUUGUAUAGGCUAGGAAAGCAAGAUUCAGAGGACAUGUGACUUGCAUGUGGCUGAUUACAGCAAAAACUCAAAUUCUUUGACUCCAGGGACACGUAUUUUUCACAGUGCAAAUGACUACUGUUAAACUUUGAUAAAUUUUAUGCUUUCUUUUAUAGUUACUAAAUGUUAAAGCUAUUAAACAAGUUUGUUUGAAUUUUCUACAGUACAGAAUUGUAAAAUGAGAAAGAACAUUCCUUCUCAUAGUCUUACUCAGAAGUAGUAAUUUGGUUUGUUAUUCUCCCAGGCAUAUACCUAUUUAGGCAAAAAUGUGUUAAUAGCCGACACUUGGGGUUGCUAUAUACAGGCACUGUUAGAAGCACUUUACCAUGGACUGUUAAUCCUCACAGCAACCAUAUGAAGUAGGUACAUAUCCCCAUUUUACAUGUACUGCACCCCUUCCCUCCCACUUUGACGUAGACAUUUUGUUUUAUGGCUAUGUAUUAUUCCAUUUGUUUAUUACAGAUAAUACAGUUAACAUCUUUA